Messenger RNA from Rotaria sp. Silwood2, 729 nucleotides. Lineage: Eukaryota; Metazoa; Rotifera; Eurotatoria; Philodinida; Philodinidae. The record is from the annotation of a GenBank genome assembly.
AUGUCUCUCACAGGUGUCACUAAAUGCAGCAACACAACAGCAAUAUCUGCCGAACGGCUGAGCAACUACUGCUAUUUUUGUUCGAAUUGUUCACAACCGUUCACUCCGAACAGCCUAUAUGUUACACAAGUUUCUUCAAACACCGGUUGGUGUGCUAUGAUGAGCAGAACGAAUUCACCUGAUGGAGUUUAUACUCGAGGCGCUGCUCUACCAGAUCUAUGCAGUUCUAAUGGAUGUUCGUGGAAAACAGUGAGUGGUGUUACUACAUGGGUUUGUUGUUGUAAUUAUGAUCUAUGCAACGCAUAUGUUCCAACAACGACUACUCGACCACCUGCUCUCAGAAUCUGUUACUAUUGUUCGACUUGUCCAGAACCGUUCACUCCGAACAGCCCAUAUGUUACACAAGUUUCUUCAAACACCGGUUGGUGUGCUAGGAUGAGCAGAACGAAUUCACCUGAUGAAGUUUAUACUCGAGGCGCUGCUUCACCAGGUCUAUGCAGUUCUAAUGGAUGUUCGUUGAGAUUAGUGAAUGAUGUUGCUAUAUGGAUUUGUUGUUGUAAUUAUGAUCUAUGCAACACGUAUAUUCCAACAACGACUACUCAACCGCCUGCUCUCAGAAUCUGUUACUAUUGUUCGACUUGUCCAGAACCGUUCACUCCGAACAGCUCAUACGUUACACAAGUUUCUUCAAACAACGGUUGGUGUGUUGUAAGUUUACUGAUCUACUAA